GAAGGAAGGAGUAGCCUCUCUCCAAGAUGGCGGCGACCAUAGACAACAGCAAUGCCGUACAGGCGACAAAGAAAAAGCACCUCGGGAUCCCCGAAGCUGUAUUUGUGGAGGACGUCGACUCUUUUAUGAAGCAGCCGGGCAACGAGACGGCAGACGCAGCACUGAGAAAGCUGGACGAACAGUACCAGAAAUAUAAAUACAUGGAGCUCAACCUGUCUCAGAAGAAACUCAGGUUGAACAACCAGAUCCCACAAAUCACACAGACACUAGAAAUCCUCCGACACAUGCAGAUGAAAAAGGAGACCACAAAGCCCAUGGAGACACACUUCGUAUUGGCUGACAAUGUUUACUGCAAGGCUUCAGUGCCGCCCACCGACAAAGUCUGCCUAUGGUUAGGGGCUAACGUCAUGUUAGAGUACGACAUCGAUGAAGCGCAGGCUCUCCUAGAGAAGAAUCUAUCCACGGCCUCCCGUAACCUAGAGACACUCGAGGACGAUCUGGAUUUCCUGCGAGACCAGUUCACCACCACCGAAGUCAACAUGGCGCGAGUCUACAACUGGGACGUGAAGAGGAGGAGCAAAGAAAACCUCCUCAAAUCAGCAGACAAGUCUUAAUAUCGACAGCACGGCGUCCACGUCCCCUCCUGCUAACGAUCUUCUCCUUAGUCAGAAACAGACAGACCCCCCAACUCAUGUGUAUGUUCACGCCAGAGCUCGACAGACAGGAGGGCGCCUGUCAGAGGUCUCCUCUGUCGCAGUGGGCUGAAUGAACGCGUGCACACUUCACCAUUCUGUGUUUGAUUAUAAAUAUGCCCCUCCGUCGACUUCCACCACUUCUCUUUUCUGUUGAUUUGUUACUUUUUAAAGUAUUUUUUCAAGUAAAUCUAACAAAAAAAAAACAAAAGACAACGAGGCAGUUUUUGUAUUCUUUUUAAUGAUUUCAGUAUGUUAUCUUUGGCAGAUUGUGAGUUAGGGUUCUCGCCAUUCGUCUUUUCUUCUCCUGCAUUUUCCCUCCUUAGUGACCUGCAACUGUGUUGGUUUGUUUUUUGUCCUCAAGCUCAAGCUGUUUGAGUUUUAACUUGAGUUGUUCAUUCUUGAAACGCACGGUUGCCAUCGUACUCUGUAGAAUCAGGCUUGUAGGAUGAUCACAACAGAAGACUGCAGAAUAUGACAAGGACUUUAAGGAGUUCAGAGGGAUCAAAUGUAGACCUGCUCCACACCUGCUCCUCCUCCUCCUCCGUCCCUUUGACUUUCCACACUCAACCACCUCUUCCUCUCCUCUCCGGUUCCUCCUCCUCCUCCUCCCCUUUUAGCCGCUGUUCUGCCUGUAUUUAUUUGUCUCUCACUGUAUUCAUUAAACGAUGACUGAAGUAAAAGAAGAACAUUUGGGCAAAGAGGUGAGACCUUUA
This is a messenger RNA of Chelmon rostratus (copperband butterflyfish), 1408 nucleotides long. RefSeq names its product von Hippel-Lindau binding protein 1 (gene vbp1). The record is from RefSeq and is a predicted model, not a curated record. Gene Ontology annotation, cellular component: prefoldin complex; cytoplasm. The transcript has 6 exons. Gene Ontology annotation, biological process: microtubule-based process; protein folding; tubulin complex assembly. Lineage: Eukaryota; Metazoa; Chordata; Actinopteri; Chaetodontiformes; Chaetodontidae. The coding region runs from base 27 to 614 and encodes 195 amino acids. Gene Ontology annotation, molecular function: tubulin binding.